This is a messenger RNA of Fonsecaea erecta, 2481 nucleotides long. RefSeq lists its product as hypothetical. The transcript has 2 exons. The record is from RefSeq and is a predicted model, not a curated record. Gene Ontology annotation, biological process: DNA-templated transcription. Gene Ontology annotation, molecular function: zinc ion binding; DNA binding. The coding region runs from base 1 to 2481 and encodes 826 amino acids. NCBI's taxonomy places the organism in Eukaryota, Fungi, Ascomycota, Eurotiomycetes, Chaetothyriales, Herpotrichiellaceae.
AUGCCAAAGCAUUGCAAUGCGUCUAUCCCGCGAGCAGGGCUCAGCCAACCACAAGCAGCGUGGCUGACGUCCGAUAUCGAGGCGGCAAUGACAGGAAUCCGAGAUAAACCUACAGACUUGCUCGCCUACCAGCCAGAACCUCAUGACACGCAACUUGAUGCGGUAACCAAUCCUCCGCUGCACAUCCGGACGGAGUCGUAUCCACCUGACGCUGAGGUCCUCCUGCAGCCGUCUGAUUCCACUCAGUACAGCACAUGGCAAAAUCCCCUGCAAGACAACGCGGCGACCUCGACGUUCCAAUGGCCCUCGAGUUCGGGGCCGACGAUUAACUGGCUCCAGCCGGAUGACAUCAAUUUCGAUGGCGGAGACUUCGAUGAUUUGGUUCCUAUAUUUCCCGUCGACUAUUCUUUUUCGCCGAGCAUUGGCUUCAUGAGUCCUACACAGCAGGAACAUGGUGUUGAGUUUCCGUCAAAUCUUUCGGGCGCCUUCGCUCCCCGAUCGACAUCUUCGUCGGCGAAUGAUCAGGUCACAGAUCCUUACGCUUCUCCCAUCAUGGAUUCGCCGAACUCUGCCGACAAUCCCACUGUAGCAAAGGGGGAGUACUAUGUUGACGGUGGUGUUGGUCGACUCCCGAAGUCGAAGCGACGGAAAAUCGUGCCCAGACCCAACAGCCUCAACAUUGUCGACGAGCCAGACUUCUCGCUACAAUAUACCCGACCUAUCACGCCGUGCACGCAAGCUAACCUACUUCUCUCACCCGAAAUAUAUGGAAAACUCCAUAUUCUAUAUCAACGACUGUGUUUGGACACGACGAUGUUCAAGGCAUACUUGCACGCGGAUUUCCCUCCUAAGCAAGCACUGGAGGGCCUGCUGCCCCUUUUCUUUGCUCAUUUUGCCCAGACCAUGCCGUUCCUCCAUGAACCAACUUUCACUGCGGCGUCAAGGCACUGUGUACUACUCUUGGCUAUGAUGGCCGUGGGCAGUUGUUUUCUAGAGGGAGAACAUUCCGAGGGCUUUGCUCGGUCACUACUCGAGUUCCUCAGGAGAUUCCUGAUCUUUGCUGAAGAAGACGAUUCCUGGCGGCCAACAAGCCCAGAGACCCUGGCGCAGACUCAACUAUUGUAUGCAGUCGGCGCCAAAUACACUUUUCAUGACCCUCUAGGUGCUUCCACGUCACGGUCACUUCGUGCAGCCACUCAGUAUUGUCGGGACAGAUGGCUUCGGCAAGAAUAUGCUCACUAUCCUGAGCAGGACGACAGUGUUCCGUUACAAUGGAAGACCUGGUCCAGAAAAGAAGAAUCAAUCCGGACGGGCUUUUGUAUUUGGUUGAUUGACUGUAUGUGGGCGUAUCAGUUUCAGCAGGAGUCGAAUCUGCGUCUUGAUGAUGCCAGUGGGGUGAUUCUACCUUGUCCUGAUGGCCAGUGGACAGCAGACAUGGCAGAAUGGACUCGGCUCAGAACUGCUGCUCUGCACAGUCGCACCCCGACGCUACUCGAAGCACUGCAGAAUCUCUACGUCGAUAAGCGGCUGCUACCAGGUCUGGGCGAGUUCAGUCAGAUCCUCCUUAUCAAUGGCCUGUUUCACCGAACUUGGGAGGUACAAGGUGUGGUCACUCAGAGCCUCUCCCAUUUUGAACCAUCAGCACAGAAGCAAGCCAGCGACAAUCUACAACCCAAAGUGCCGAUUUGGCCUCCGGCCAUACCUUUGUUCAGUAGAUGGAGGAAUUCGGCGUGUGAUUGCUUGGAUAUAUUACACUGGAGUGCCAAUGCGACCAUUGGAGCCGCGAGCGGUAUGGAACACCCAACGGUGCUGCAUCUCCACCUCGCACGCGUCGUACUUUUAGCGCCACUCACCGACAUUGUUCUGUAUUCUUACUACCUGAUUCGGUCAUCUGGAGAACUGGCCCGCUUUUUCCCAUAUGUGUCGUCGACGGAAGCUGAAGAGCAUCGACAAUCGAUCCAGCGUUGGGCAAUUCAAGAUCAGUACAAGGCACGGCUGGCCGCCAUACAUGCUGGGGUUGUCUUCUGGCAUGUCCGACUCUACUCUAUCAAUGGGUUUUACGAGUCUACCGCUGUCGCCCUAGCGGCAUUGUUGUUCUGGGCUCUCAGCGCCUUUUCGCCCAAGAAGCCGAAAUCGAGAAGAGUGGGUGACGAAGGAGGCACUCCUUCGCCUGGAAGUCCGCAUUCUUCCGACAUGUGCGACAUCAUCCUCAUUGACCGCCCCACUGAUGACGAGCUCGUCCAACAGUUCGUCCGGCAGGGCAAUGUCAUGCGCGCCAACAUGACCGGCGUCGGAGACAUUUUCGGGCCCAAGGGACCCCGGAGAGUGCUCGCCGAAGGACAGAAACUGUUGCUCACACUGGCAAGCUGGCGAGGCAUUACGAACUACUGGCUGAGGGUCCUCAGCAGACUAGAAAAGGUGACCGCGGCAGCAGGCCUGGGGAGCAGCCCUGCCGAGGUGGGGAGUGCUACAGUAGCAUGA